AUGCACGUCCAAGUCCAAGGCGAGAAAGAAGCCGGAGACGAUGUGGAUGAGGAAGGCGCAAAUGUCGAACGCACAUUCUGGGUCGCUGGAUCAGAGGAAGAAAUGAGAAUCGCGUUUCACUCGUGUAAUGGAUUCUCGUCCGCGAUCAACCCUAAAGACUUUGGUGGACCGGAUCCGUUGUGGAAGGAUUUGUAUCGGAAGCAUGAGAAGAUGCCGUUUCAUGUUUUGCUCGGCGGCGGUGACCAGAUCUACUGUGAUGGAAUUUCGCGUGCAUCUCCGCUGUUCGGAGAGUGGUUAACCAUGUCAGCGGGCGGCUCUGACUCCAUGCAAGAGAAAAUCGCGGCGAGGUGGACGGAAGAGAUGAGGGUUGAGGUCGAGACGUACUAUUUGUGGCAUUAUGUCGAGUGGUUUGGACAGGGUAUUGCGGGGAAAGCCAUGGGUGAGAUUCCGGGGGUGAAUGUGUGGGAUGACCAUGAUAUCAUUGAUGGAUUCGGGAGUUAUCCACAUGAGAUGCAGAUGAGCGAGGUACUCUCCAAGGCCGGUAUGGCUGCGCACAAGUACUACACCCUCUUCCAGCAUCAUUCGACGUUGGCAGAGUGUCAGAACCCGCAGCAUACGCCGGCUGGAACGUUGUUUGGAACAACGAGGGGACCGUAUAUUAAGCAGUUGCCACGACAUGUGUUUACGCCCCUGGGGCCUGAGUCUUGGUUGUUGGGCUUGGAUUGCCGGACGGAGAGGAGGAGGGAGCUGAUUUUGAGUGAGGGAAGUUAUGCGCAUGUGUUUGAUCAUAUGCGGAAGUAUGUUCAGAGGGGUGAUUGUAAGCAUUUGAUCGUGUUGUUGGGUGUACCGAUUGCCUAUCCACGGACUGUGUGGUUGGAGAGGAUUUUGACCUCGCGUUUGAUGGAUCCGGUCAAAUUGUUGGCGAGGCAGGGGUGGUUCAAGGGGCUGAGUGGGUUGAUUAAUCGCUUCGAUGGUGGUGUUGAGAUUCUGGAUGAUUUAGAUGAUCAUUGGACUGCGAAGCACCACAAGGCGGAGCGCAACAAGUUCUUGAAGGAUUUACAGGAGUUUGCGUUGGAGAAGAAUGUCCGUAUCACGAUUUUGGGCGGCGAUGUACAUUUGGGUGCGAUUGGGUUGUUUUAUUCCAAUCCGAAGUUGGGGUUGAAGCCGGAGAAUGAUCACCGUUGGCAGGCGAACAUCAUAUCGUCGGCGAUUGUGAACGCGCCCCCCGGGGAUAAAAUCGCGUCGGUUCUUGCUCGCCGUAAUAAGGUGCAUCAUUUGGAUCAUGAUACGGAUGAGAUUAUGCAGGAUAUCUUUACGCAUAAUCCGCAGGGAAAGGAGUUGAAGAAUACCUGUCUUUUGCCGUGCCGGAAUUGGUGUUCGAUUUUGCCGAGGGUGGAGGAGGGGGGUUUGGAUAUUGUGAUGAAUGCGGAGAAGGUGCAGGGUGCUGUUGAGGGGGAGACGAGGGAGUAUGUCUUCAAGGUGCCGGUAUUGCGGGAUGUUGUCGAGAAACAUCGGAGGCAUCAUCAUCCGCAGAUGAGGCGUUGA
Molecule: messenger RNA, 1545 nt
Organism: Saitoella complicata NRRL Y-17804
Lineage: Eukaryota; Fungi; Ascomycota; Saitoellomycetes; Saitoellales; Saitoellaceae
Exons: 1
Coding region: 1-1545 (514 amino acids)
Cellular component (GO): membrane
Source: RefSeq, a predicted model, not a curated record